GCCGUCAACCUGUGCGGGCGUGUGUUACGUAUCCGGUGUGCCAAGUUUGUCGGAUGUGAUAACGGAUUUGCUAGAGAUCAAUCAUGAGAAAGAUAACGAAGUACGUAAUCAUCAUGGCGUCGCUGAUGACUGUCGAGCUCACGGUAACGGAGAGCAAGAACGACACGAAACUCCUGAUCGACAGGCACCACUACCCUAUGCCGCUCUUCAUUAACGUGUGCGACAUCGUCGACAGACGGUCCAAAGUCCACUGCUACUGCGACAGUAACAAAGUCAAAAUGGCCACCCGAGCCGACUGCUGGAUUUUCGGAGGCGGCCUCACGGAAGACGAUCCGAUCUGGCCGAGCUUCACCUCCCAAUCCGAACUAGAGCACCUCAUGUUCAACGUUCGAACCGACGACGCGCUAUCCUUCAUACCGGCCAAAGCGAUCGUACGGUUGGACAAAUUAAAACAUCUGUCGAUACACUUCGGCACAAUAAAAAGGAUUAUUCCCUACGCGUUCACGAACUCGUCCACGAUAAAACAAAUCAUCCUGAAAUCGAAUAAGAUAACGAAUUUGGAGAAACACGCGUUCUCGCAAAUGAUGAUGCUAUCGAAUCUAAGCAUCGAGGAUAAUCAAAUAUCGGAGCUGAGACGUGAUGUUUUCUUCAAUCUCCCGAACCUACACGUGCUUAUACUAUCUAAUAAUAACCUAAGUUUGCUCCACGAAGGUUGCUUCAAACAUCUCAACAAUCUGAUCGAAUUGAAACUCGAUUACAAUUACAUAACUGUCGUGACAAAAGAGAUGCUGGAAGGAUUGGAGAAUCUAUCGAGAUUGAAUCUGAGAAAUAACAAAAUGGCGAUGAUCGGAAACUUAGCUUUCAGCGAAUUGUGGGGUUUGAAGGAGUUGCUCUUGGACAACAAUGCGAUAGAGUACAUAUCGGAUCGAGCGUUCGGUGGGCUCACGCAACUGAGAAAGUUAACGCUCUCCGGGAAUAAGCUGACGAAUUUUUAUGAGGACAUCCUCGAGGACACGAGAAGUCUGACCGUCCUGGAUCUGAGAGACAAUCUCCUAACGACGAUAUCGUACGAGACGAUCCGCCCCGUCGCUGACAAUGACAAGUCUCUCUCGUCGGUAGUGUACCUCGAAGGUAACCCACUCAGCUGUAAUUGCCGCUUGUCCUGGAUUUAUGUGCUACGAAACGAGACCCAAGACAAUACGAUGAAAAAAGCGCUCGAAAAAGUCUCGUGUGUCGCCGAAGCUACUAACGAGAGACACACCAGCGAACUCAAAGAGGACGAGGAAGAUAACCACAACGUUCUCUCCGACGAUACAUACGAAUAUUACGAUAAAACCGACGACUACAAUACAGAUAAGGAGAAACCCAAAGUAAAUAAAUCUAUAAAACUAACAGACAUUCCGCUAGAGUCGCUCCCUUGUCCGAAAGAAAUAAUGCAAUCGAUAGAGGAAACCUACGGCCACCCAGUUCAAAAUGAAAUAAGAUUAAAAGCGUUCUCCAAAGUUCGCCGACUCUCCCCAAUGGGAGUGUUGCUUCUGAUCAUGUUGGCUGUACUAUAAAAUGUUUUAAUCCUUUUAAUACAAACAUGUUUGUGAUAUUAGACGUUAAAUUUGCAUAUUAUCUAGUCGAUAUUAACGUUAUUUGUAAAUGUUAGCGGAUCGAACUUAAGUCUUCACAUAGUUUUAGAAAAAUGUAAGAAGUCAUCGAAAUUAUUUUGUAAAUAUAGU
This is a messenger RNA of Aricia agestis (brown argus), 1727 nucleotides long. Its product is annotated as connectin-like. The transcript is spliced from 3 exons. The coding region runs from base 84 to 1559 and encodes 491 amino acids. Gene Ontology annotation, molecular function: protein binding. Gene Ontology annotation, cellular component: plasma membrane. NCBI's taxonomy places the organism in Eukaryota, Metazoa, Arthropoda, Insecta, Lepidoptera, Lycaenidae. The record is from RefSeq and is a predicted model, not a curated record.